AUGAAGUUGUUAGAUCGAGCAUCCACGACUGCGUUCUCUCGCAGAAAUUGUAUCUCCCUGGAAGUAAUUCUUGAUGAUGACUUUGAUGGUAUCAUGUAUGGCCUGCCUGAGGACUCCCCCGGAUGUAGGCUAAAAGGAAAGGUCGUGUUAAAGAAUUCAAGAGCGUUGUCGGUGCGAUAUUUGGUUUUCAUGUUUCUGGGAAAGAUAUCCGUAGCUUGUGGUCCCGCAAUGUCUGCAACACGACCUGAUUAUAGUGAAACUCAAACGAUCUACCGGAAACAAUGUGUAUUUCAUAGUUCCGAAACUUCCGGCAAAAAAAUUUCCACUGGUAUACACGAAUAUUGCUUCGAUUUUGACCUUCCAGGUCAUCUACCCUCUUCAUUCAAGAGAGUACGUGGAAAGAUUGAAUAUACUUGUUACGCAAUCCUCGCGAGACCCAUGUUUCAUAGUGACAUUACAGUUAAAAAAAUUGUAAUACUUAAUCGAUGCUUAACUAAUUCCAUAUCACCAUUACAACAAUUAAAUUCUAUCGGGGAUAUAUUUGAUGACAAAGUCGGUUAUCAAAUUAAUACGCCCGUAGCGGCGUAUCGCGAGGGUGGACUUGUCACCGCCGAAAUAAAAUUGAAAACUUCGGAUCCUCACAUUGUUGUUGAAUCCAUUGAAUAUGGAUUAAAAGAAGAGAUCAAUUACCGAACCACCGGCGAACAUCUAAUGUCAUUAGUAGCAAGUAUUGAUGAAAACAUAUUUCCUCUGGGAAAAAAGAAAAUUAUGUUGAAUCGACCUCUUAUCAAUACUUCGGAAUCCAUAAAAAUCAGUUUUCGCUUGUGUCCUUGGGUUAAUUGCGACGUGGAUUCGGAAUUGAUUUACAUCGAGCAUAAAAUAGUAUUCACAGUUGUGGUCAUCGAGAAUGCACACACAGAGGCGGACAGUUCAUUUGACGAUACUGAAUUUGACGACGAUUAUCUCGACGCUCUUUCAAGCGACCUUAAUCAAACCGAACAACUCGUGCUCGUUCUUUACUACCACCCAUGCGACGCAACAGUAAGAUUCUCAUUCUCUAAUAAUGUGUUAAGGAGGGACGCGUCGGGAGCUAGCGGAAAUAUAAAGAAAAAAACGAAAAGUUAUGAUCUCGAAAUUCCUUUGAUUGUCACGACAAAAUCUGCAAGCCGUCGAGAACGAUCAGAAAACCAAUCACAAGAACUACUGCAAGAAAUAGCAUCAACACAUUCAUAUCAUUCCAUUGAUGAACCACCAACUUAUGCCAUGGCCACUAUGACUCCUUCUCCACCAGCCUAUCCUGACGAUGAAGAAGUUGAUGAAGAAUAA
This is a messenger RNA of Acaulospora morrowiae, 1326 nucleotides long. The record is from the annotation of a GenBank genome assembly. Lineage: Eukaryota; Fungi; Glomeromycota; Glomeromycetes; Diversisporales; Acaulosporaceae.